This is a messenger RNA of Grus americana (Whooping crane), 643 nucleotides long. RefSeq names its product DNA polymerase nu-like. Gene Ontology annotation, molecular function: DNA-directed DNA polymerase activity; DNA binding. Bases 64 to 549 code for a protein of 161 amino acids. The record is from RefSeq and is a predicted model, not a curated record. The transcript has 7 exons. NCBI's taxonomy places the organism in Eukaryota, Metazoa, Chordata, Aves, Gruiformes, Gruidae. Gene Ontology annotation, biological process: double-strand break repair; DNA-templated DNA replication.
GAACGUCUUGCUGACUGCCUGGGAAUUACACCUCUUCAAGCCAGUCAAUUUAUAGAGAGUUUUAUGCAAAAAUACAAGAAAGUACAUGAAUUUACAAAGAAAACAAUUGAACAAUGCCGAAAUAAAGGUUAUGUGGUUUCCAUAAUGGGACGUAAAAGACCACUGGCUAAUAUCAACGUGCAGGAUUACAAACUACGCACUCAAGCAGAGAGGCAGGCUGUCAAUUUUGUUGUGCAAGGAUCUGCAGCUGAUCUUUGUAAAAUGGCUAUGGUGGAGAUUUUUACCUCUGUUGUCAUUUCUCCGACUUUAACAGCCAGGUUAAUUGCCCAGAUUCAUGACGAGUUGUUGUUUGAAGUAGAAGAUUCUCAAAUCCAGGAAUUUGCAGCACUGGUAAAAAGAACAAUGGAGUCCCUGCAGCAAACCAAAGCCUUGGAAGUGCCACUAAAGGCAGAAACACUGAACUUUUUCUGUCUGAAGACUCCAUGCAGAACUAUUGCUGUCGCUUCAUUUGGGAGCACGGAAAUAGCAAAACUACACACACACCUGUGACUUAGUCAAAGUUACAGCGGCCAUCAGGAACAGAACUUAAGUACCUACAAGUCAUUCAUCCAGAGCACCUUGCCCGACCCUGCCCAAGGAUGCC